This is a messenger RNA of Prunus armeniaca (apricot), 2448 nucleotides long. Lineage: Eukaryota; Viridiplantae; Streptophyta; Magnoliopsida; Rosales; Rosaceae. The record is from the annotation of a GenBank genome assembly.
AUGAUGUAUGUAAAUAGAAUAAAGCUACAGCCCUCUGGAGUUGGAAAAGGCAAGAAAGAUAUUAAUUCUUCUUGCCUUAAGUUUAUUACAAUAAAGAAGUGUCCAGAUCUGGCGCGCCUCCUGGCCACGCCUUGCAACGUCUCCUCACGCCUUCCCCGCUCUAAACGUGAAACUCGCGAAACAGCCGACCGCCUCGGGCGACUUCCUGCCGCCUCUCUCCGACGCGCUCGCCGACGCGCGGGAAGGCAUGCCUUUGAAAACACUGCUCAGGAGCUUUCUGACACUUUCCCAGAUAUGCAGUACAAGGAUACUCAAGUUUCAGUGCCUCCCCGUGCAUCCGAUCCUGGCUGGGCUCAUGGUAUUAUGGUGAAUGGAGGUCGCCAGAAGAUUAAGUGCAAAUACUGCCAUAAAGUAAUGCUUGGGGGCGGAAUUUCCAGACUAAAACAGCAUUUGGCUGGGGAAAGGGGGAAUGUAGCUCCGUGUGAGGAAGUACCUGAAGAAGUUAAAGUGCAGAUUCAACAACAUCUUGGUUUUAAAGUACUGGAGAAGCUUAAAAAGCAGAAAGGAUUAAGUAAUAGCAAGGAUUCCGCACCCUACUUGCAGUAUAGGGAAGAAGGAGAAAAUGAAGAUGGAAUGAGAACUCAAAAAACCGUUUGCACACGAGGCAAGCGAAGGAGAAGGGAAAAAGAGGCUAUGGAAUGCAUUUCAAAUCAAAUGAAGAAGCACAAAAAACAUUCUUUCCCUGCUGCAACAACUAUUGUUGCUCAACCUUUACAUCAGAGUUUUGCUUCUCAAGAGAUCAUAGCCCAAGCUGAUUUGGCUGUUGCAAGAUUUAUGUAUGAAUCCGGUAUACCAUUCACUGCUGCGAAUUCGCAUUUUUAUCAACAGAUGGCUGAUGCCAUUGCUGCUGCAGGACCUGGCUAUAAGAUGCCUUCUUAUCAUGCUUUGAGGGGAAAACUGCUGAACAAAAGCGUUCAGGACGCAGAAGAAUAUGAAGAGGAACUCAGAAAAUCUUGGGAUGUGACUGGGUGUUCUGUCAUGGUUGAUAGGUGGGUGGAUAAAACUGGUAAUUCAGUUAUAAACUUCUUUGUAUACUGUCCUAAAGGCACUCUGUUCCUCAAAUCUGCAGAUGCAUCAGACAUUUCAGAAUGUCCAGAUGCACUUCUUAAUUUAUUUGACUGCGUUGUUCAAGAAGUUGGGCAUAAGAGGAUUGUCAAUUUUGUCACAGAUGCUUCAGCCAGUUGUAAAGCUGCAAGAAAACUCCUAAUGGAGAAAUAUAAAACCUUUUUCUGUAGCCAAAAGAUUACUCAAUUUAUAUACAACAGUGCUUGGAUGCUUAAUCUAGUGAGGAGGAAAACAGGUGGAAGAGACAUAGUCCAGCUCGCAAGCACAAGAUUUGCUUCCACCUUCCUGACACUACAGAAUAUGGUAGCUUUGAAGCACCGGCUCGAAAAGAUAUUUGCCAGUGCUGCUUGGAUGCAUUCAACCUUCUCUAAGCAAAAGGCUGGACUUGAGCUGGCAGAGAUUAUUGCGGACCAACUUUUCUGGUCACUGUGUGAUCAAAUUCUGAAGGUGACUAAGCCCCUACUUUCUGUUUUUCAGCUUAUGGACUGCGAGGAGAAGCCAUCUGUUGGCUAUGUGUAUGAUGCAAUGGAAAAAGCAAAGAAAAGUAUAAUUGUGUCCUUUGACAAUAAGGAAUCUGACUACGUGCCAUAUCUGGAGAUUAUUGAUCACAUUUGGCAAGAGGAGCUUCAUAGUCCCCUUCAUGCAGCUGCAUACUAUCUCAACCCUUCUAUAUUUUAUAACCCUAGCUUUUCUACUAACAAAGUCAUCCAGAAGGGAUUGCUGGACUGUAUUGAAACCUUAGAGCCUAACUUAACAGCUCAAGUUGUGAUUACGAGCAAUAUAAAUUUCUACGAGGAAGCUGUAGGGGAUUUUGGUCGACCUGUUGCAUUACGUUGUCGAGAAUCAUUGGCCCCAGCUACUUGGUGGUCACUGUAUGCAGCAGAUUAUCCCGAUCUCCAACGAUUAGCUGUCAGGAUACUAAGUCAAACUUGCAGCAUUAUUCGAUAUAAGCGGAGUAGGACCAUGUUUGAACGUAUGUGUUCGAAGAAAAAGAACCGAUUGGAGCAGCAAAGGUUCAACCACCUUGCAUUUGUUCAUUAUAACUUGCACCUUCAACAUAGGCGUUCUGAAGCAAGUAAAGCCAUUUAUACGAGAGGUACACUCGAUCCUAUAUGCUUAGAAGCUAUCGAUGCCAACAUGGGAGAUUGGGUGGAAGAUCUGGGAGCUAUUGGCAGCGAUGGCCUAAGCUGGAUGGAUGUGACAGUCCCUGGUGAGUGGAAAUUUUUGAAUCAUAAAGUAGAGAAUAUGGAUGACUGUAAUGACAGUACAGAUGAUAGGGGUAGUGAUGAUGGGAGAGGUGUGGACACAAAUGAUGACAUGUAG